AAAACAGCUGGCAUCUGAAACAGCUUGGACUUGCUGGAGGUAACCCAGUCGACCUGCGAAUGGUGUGAACCAGGACCUGACCAAGAAGCGGGAGAGCACCAGGAUUCCUCCCUGGAAAAGACUGGUAAUCAUGGCUGCUAAGAAACUCAGAAGAGCGAGGUUGUCUCAGGAGCUGUGUGAAAGGCUGAGUCGCCAUCAGAUCACUACCUGUCAGGACUUUUUAUGUCGUUCCUUCUUGGAGCUAAUGAAAGUGACGGGACAGAGCUACUAUGAUGUGCAGAAGCUUCUUUGUAAAGUCAGCCGAGCUUGUGCUCCCAAAAUGCAGACAGCUUAUGAAAUGAAACUGAGGAAGUCUGUCAAUCCCUCUUCAGCCUUUUUAUCUACCACGCUGCAUAGUUUGGAUAAAGUCCUGCAUGGUGGAGUGCCCUGUGGAUCCCUCACAGAGAUAACUGGCCCACCAGGUUGUGGCAAAACUCAGUUUUGUAUUAUGGCAUGUGUUCUGGCUACUCUGCCUGUAUGCAUGGGAGGACUGGAUGGGGCUGUUAUAUACAUUGACACGGAGUCUGCAUUCAGUGCUGAGAGGUUGAUUGAGAUAGCAGGAAACAGAUUCCCUACUUAUUUUGAUUCAGAAGAAAAGCUGUUCUGCAUGACCCAUAGCAUCCACCUGUAUCGAGAGCUGACCUGUGGCAGUGUACUGAAGAGGAUUACGUCUUUGGAAGAAGAAAUUAUUUCAAAGAAAGUUAAACUCAUAAUAGUUGACUCUAUUGCUUCAGUUGUCAGAAAGGAAUUUGAUACAAAACUCCAAGGCAACCUGAUAGAGAGAAGCAACUUUUUGGCUAGAGGAGCAUCAGUGUUGAAGUAUUUGGCGGAGGAGUUCUCAAUACCAGUUAUCUUGACGAAUCAGAUUACCACAUCGUUGAGCAAUGGCCUUGCGAUCCAGGCAGACCUGGUGUCUCCAGCUGAUGAUUUGUCCCUGUCUGAAGGAGCUUCUGGAAGUGGGAAAAGGGAAUCUGGUUGUGUGACAGCAGCCCUUGGCAACACAUGGAGUCACAGUGUCAAUACAAGGAUCAUACUACGAUAUCGUGACUUGCUGACAAGACAGCUCCUGGUUGCUAAAUCCCCUGUUGCUCCAUUCUCUGCCUUUUUCUACACUAUUGAGAAAUCAGGCUUGGUUCUUCAAGAUGGAAAGGAUCAAACAAAUCUAACCUGGGAAGGAACCAAUCCUGCCCUGCAGACCAUACGAGUGAGGAACACCACCUUGAAAAAUACUUUACUUGAUUCUGCUUUACCCAGCACUACUGCUGAGACUCCAAGCAAUACAUCCUAUCUAUAGAAAGGACAAACGAAACCUUCAUUAAGAAAUGAAUGAGUGACAACACUGGUUUUGAAAAAUACGGUGAAGCAGAUAGUGAGCAUUCUUCUUCUUUUGUCUCUUUAAAAACGUAGUUAAAACCACAUGCUGUUCUUCGUAUGUGUGGAGCCAUGCUUAACUCUGAACUUAGGAAAAUCCUGUAUUUUGUUCAGUUUAUUUAAGUGACAUGGUAAUAAAAGCCUCUGAACAACACAAGUGCUACUGAAGAA
This is a messenger RNA of Pezoporus flaviventris, 1581 nucleotides long. It is a transcript of the gene RAD51B, whose product is annotated as RAD51 paralog B. Lineage: Eukaryota; Metazoa; Chordata; Aves; Psittaciformes; Psittacidae. Gene Ontology annotation, molecular function: DNA binding; ATP binding; ATP-dependent DNA damage sensor activity. Gene Ontology annotation, cellular component: Rad51B-Rad51C-Rad51D-XRCC2 complex. The record is from RefSeq and is a predicted model, not a curated record. The transcript is spliced from 11 exons. Gene Ontology annotation, biological process: double-strand break repair via homologous recombination. The coding region runs from base 131 to 1333 and encodes 400 amino acids.